Molecule: messenger RNA, 683 nt
Organism: Cucurbita pepo subsp. pepo (vegetable marrow)
Lineage: Eukaryota; Viridiplantae; Streptophyta; Magnoliopsida; Cucurbitales; Cucurbitaceae
Product: brassinosteroid-responsive RING protein 1
Biological process (GO): protein ubiquitination
Molecular function (GO): ubiquitin protein ligase activity
Source: RefSeq, a predicted model, not a curated record
GGCAUAAUUCCAUUAAUCAUCUCUCUUCUUCUUCUUUCUCUCUCUUCUGGGUCUGUUACCAUUUCCGCCAUGGGCUUCCCUGCAAGCUACACUGAGCUGCUUCUCCCGAAGCUCUUCAUCCAUGUACUCUCCUUACUCGGCUUCCUCAGGAAGCUUAUCUCCCUCUUAUUUCGCCUUCUAGGGCUCCAGGAUUUCCUCGAACCGGACAUUCCUUGGUCUAAUCAUUCUGAUUCUUUUCCGACGGGACCAUUGACGGACCUCGAUCCUCUUUCCGCUGCUGUUCUCCGUGAGAUUCUUCCUGUCGUCAGAUUCUCUGAACUUCUGGAUCCGCCGGAGAGCUGCGCUGUUUGUCUCUACGAGUUCGAGACCGACGAUGAGAUCCGCCGCCUCGCGAACUGUCGACACAUCUUUCACCGCGGAUGCCUCGAUCGGUGGAUCGGUUACGGCCAGAGGACCUGCCCGCUGUGCCGGACGGUGUUCAUUCCGCCCGAUUUGCGGACUGGUGGUUGUAAUUUUGACGAUAGGCCUUGGGAGGAUUCGGAACUCUUCGAAGCACUCCACACUGAUUCUUCUUCAUCCUCGACGCCGACUCUUCUCAGCGCUGGUUUGUAGCUUCUGGAGAUUUGAUUUUCUUUUGUUGAUUUUGCUGCUUUUCAAUCGACAUCGAAAAAAAAAAGAGGGAA